Molecule: messenger RNA, 413 nt
Organism: Staurois parvus
Lineage: Eukaryota; Metazoa; Chordata; Amphibia; Anura; Ranidae
Source: the annotation of a GenBank genome assembly
CUGUGGGAGACCAGAUAUAGUGAAUGCAGGGUCCGGGGGAGACCGGAUAUAGUGAAUGCAGGGUCCGGGGGAGACCGGAUAUAGUGAAUGCAGGGUCCGGGGGAGACCAGAUAUAGUGAAUGCAGGGUCCAGGGGAGACCAGAUAUAGUGAAUGCAGGCUCCGGGGAGACCGGAUAUAGUGAAUGCAGGAGUCUGGGGAGACCAGAUAUAGUGAAUGCAGGGUCCGGGGAGACCAGAUAUAGUGAAUGCAGGGUCCGGGGAGACCAGAUAUAGUGAAUGCAGGGUCCGGGGAGACCGGAUAUAGUGAAUGCAGGGUCCAGGGAGACCAGAUAUAGUGAAUGCAGGCUCCGGGGAGAGCGGAUAUAGUGAAUGCAGGGUCCGGGGAGACCAGAUAUAGUGAAUGCAGGGUCCAG